CCCGGCCCCGUCUAAUCGCCUUUCCUGACGGGGACUGCCAGGUCCUCCGCGUCCUCGUUUCACAGAUCGCCGACAAUACCGAGCCGUUCUCUUAUCCGAAGCUUGGCCGACCGAGAUAUUGCAUUGAAUGUGACCGUCUCUCUUUUCGCUUCCCUGUCGCGUCCGAGGCUGCGCCAUUCCUCGGUCAUUAUCGAGCGCCAUGUCCAACGACCCUACGGAGAGGCGCAUCCUGCCACAGAGCUCCCAGAUGAGCUCAUUCUCUUUCGCGCCGCAGCAGUACCCACAGAGGGAACCUCAGAAGAAUUAUGUCUUCGUUGAUGAGCACAACCGCCACAAGCGGCUCAAAGUCAUGAGAGCAUGCGAGGGAUGCCGAAGGAGAAAGAUCAAAUGCGAUUCGGCAACGACAAACAUUUGGCCGUGCACUUCGUGUUUGCGACUCAAGCUUCAAUGUGUACGCCCCAAGGGACAGUAUGACGGCACGUCUGACACGACAACCUACGACACAUCUUCCACUGUUACUGCUGCUGCCACCGACUUCACCAACCCGGCCCCAUUGCAAGACAGCUUCCGUGUCAUGCCUGUCCAGCCGCAAACGCACAUGGUCUCCACUGCGACCAAGCCAGCAGAAGCACAUUCCAUGUAUGCCGCCCACGGUGCCUAUGCGGCAGGGCACCACGUCUACCAGCCCGUCCAUUACACCGCGCCGGCCUCGAUGGCGCCGCAGAGCAUACCCUACUCAACCCCAUACUCAACAGGCCAGACCUCUGUCCCAGUCAUGGGAGGGCCACAGCAGUAUGCGCCGCCCCAGCAACAUAUGCCGAGCCCGCCACAUCAUCAAAGCUCCAAGGGUAGCUCUCCUCCCGAGACAUACUCUUCCGACGACACGUACCAGCAACAAGAUCUCGCAGACUUGCUAGGAUCUCUCAAGAUGGAUCCAGCCGGCACAGCCCCGUAUCUCAGAAACAAGGCUUCUUUUCGGCGCGAAGAAGAGCCCGCCGUCGAAGACACGGACGAGUAUAGGACGGCCCUCCCUCCUUUGGUUUCGGCUCCCGGUUCGAAGAUUCGGAUUCCGCCGGAGCUCAUGCCCGAUGACGAAACCGCAAACCAUUACUUUGACUUAUAUUUCACUCACGUGCAUCCUUACGUGCCUGUCCUUUCGAAGACUCUUUUCUGCCAGCAAUGGAACACGGACCGGGAUAACAUGUCGCCUUUGGUUCUCGAAGCAGUUUUUGCCAUUGGCGGACGUUUGGCAGACGAUCCUGCCCUAGGACAGCAGUGGCUGGCUCUAGCAUCAAAACACGCCGAUUCCUUUAUGGACGUGCCACGGCUGAGCACUCUGCAAGCGCUCCUGAUCAUGCUCAAGGCGAGAGAAGCAGCACCCAAGCGCGGGUAUUACUACCGGUCGUGGAUGACUAUCGUGCAGUGUGUGCAAAUGGGCAAAGACCUGGGGUUGGACGAACACUACGCGGAUCAUCAGGCGGGGCAAUCGUGCGGCUCGUGUCCUAUGGAAUGUCAAGUGAAAUGUCGGAUUUGGCAGACCAUCUUUGUGUGCGAGGUCAUGAUCGGGUCUCCUCAAGGGCGAACCGACUUGGCUGUCGAUCUGGACACGGUCGACUUGAGCGUUCCCCAGCCCACAGCAGAUGGGGACGAAUCGGAAUACCAGAUAGGCCGGAGCUUCACCUACUUUACCCGUAUGGUGUCUAAUGUCAGCAGGUUAAACUCGACGUAUGGCCGCAUCAAGAAGAAGAAGGCCUGGGGCGCAGAUCCAGAACUCGCUCAACUGGGUCCUGUCCUGACGAGGUGGUUGGAUGAACUUCCCCCAGACUUGGCCAUCACCUUCCCGCCGGACGCAUCCCCGCCAUGGCUCGCGUCUCCGUUUAUCGGCAACAUGCACUCGUACUACUACCUGACCCUCAUUCUGCUCCAUCGACCGCAGCUGGCGUUCGCGGAUCCCAACGGCACAGAUGGACGGUGGAAACACCACAUGAUGGUCUGUUACACGUCGGCUAAAGCUCUUUGUCGUCUACAAGAGGCGGUCCUGGAGUCGUUUGGCUACACGGGUUUGCAAUGCAUGCAACGCGGCUUUAGUUUUACCAUCUACUGCGGGCUGACGUGCAUCGUGCUUCAUCUGGUAGCGGUUACUUCUCCCGACCCCGACCUGAAUUGCGAUGCGCGUGAGUACUUCACGCGCCAUAUGCGUGUUCUCGAGAAAGCCAUGGCGGUAUGGCCGAUGGCCGAGGUACAAAAGCAGGUGGACGCUGUGCGAGAAGCGUUCUCUGCCGACAUCAGGAAGCCGUUCGUCCUAAAGCCAAGCUUCCCCUACGGGAGUCCGCAUGUGUCGAACCAGUCGGUAUCCCCUCCGGCGCAGGCCGAGUACAAGCCGCCGUCGCAUCCGGCGGAGGCUCUAGGGCACGGGCUAGAUACGCAGGGCAUGAAUGCGCAUGGUCAACAAGUCAGCUACACCAGCCACCCACUCACACCACCCAUCUCAGUCGGUCCGGUGGAUGCUAACAGGGACUCGCCGACCGCGCAGUCGAUCGUCGUUAUGCGGAACCAAGUUUCGCAAGCAGGGGAUAUGCCGCCGGCGAUGGAAGCACCGCCGGCAUGGAACCCGCAACGAAUCUUUGAUCAGUGGAACGCUUCGUUUGGGACGCCGCAAGUGCAGCCACAGGCGGCAACAACCAUGUCUUCGCAAGCCGCUGCGCUCAACGUCAACGUACCUCCGGCCGGCGGCCAGGGAAGCACUACAGCAUUGCAGGGUAUGCAGGGUAUGCAGGGCAUGCAGGGCAUGCCGGUCGGAUCGCAGCAGAUGGCGCAGCAGCACCAUCAACCCCAUCAACACCAGCCGCAGUACCAGGCACCACCGGCUCGGAAUUUUGUCACGCCGGCGAUGUGGCAGGAGUCUGUCGCGAGCGUGUACGAGGGCGGGCUCAAACGUAGCUGGGAUUACGACGGCAACUCGGCGGCGAAGCGGGCGCGUUAGGAUACGGCAUCUGUUCGACCGGGUCGUCUCGAUGGUGUGGGAUGCAGCAAAUGAU
Sodiomyces alkalinus F11 is the source of this 3038-nucleotide messenger RNA. RefSeq lists its product as hypothetical. NCBI's taxonomy places the organism in Eukaryota, Fungi, Ascomycota, Sordariomycetes, Glomerellales, Plectosphaerellaceae. Gene Ontology annotation, biological process: DNA-templated transcription; regulation of DNA-templated transcription. The record is from RefSeq and is a predicted model, not a curated record. The transcript is spliced from 8 exons. Bases 200 to 2983 code for a protein of 927 amino acids. Gene Ontology annotation, molecular function: DNA binding; zinc ion binding; DNA-binding transcription factor activity, RNA polymerase II-specific.